This is a messenger RNA of Aplysia californica (California sea hare), 1741 nucleotides long. Its product is annotated as UDP-glucuronosyltransferase 1-6. The transcript is spliced from 3 exons. Gene Ontology annotation, molecular function: UDP-glycosyltransferase activity. The record is from RefSeq and is a predicted model, not a curated record. NCBI's taxonomy places the organism in Eukaryota, Metazoa, Mollusca, Gastropoda, Aplysiida, Aplysiidae. The coding region runs from base 1 to 1371 and encodes 456 amino acids.
AUGCCGGACUUCUUGCUGACCAGGAGUCACAUGUUCGACACCCAGGCUGUUGAGAUCGUGCCCUACUCCAGUGGCUGGGACGCUGAGGAGGUCAUCAUGGGGCCACUGCGGAACGGUUAUUGGGAGGGCCAGACGCAGGAUCUGAGAGCGAUGAUACGAGACUUUCUCAACUUUACUGAGUCCAUGUUGGAGAAUGAUCAACUGUUAGAGGACGCCAGGAAUCUCAAAGCAGAUCUCAUCAUCAUAGACAAUGUUCCGUUUAUGCGCAUGCUGGCUGUUCUAGCCUACAGACUGAACACAUCGUUUGCCUACGCCGGAUCAGCAUUCACUCCAUCUCUCGCCCGCCUCCCUAUCAGCGCGGCUGCCUAUCCUGUACCGGUCUCCACCUUCACAGAUCGAAUGACGUUUCCUCAGCGGUUGAUCAGCUAUCUUCUCUCGAUACCUUCUCGUUUCUUGUACAACUUCCAUCACAAAGACGCCGUUGCUAGAUACGCACCGGAAAUGCCUUAUCUGGACAUUCACGAACUGGAGCUGAAAGCGGAAGUGACCCUGGUGGAGCAGGAUCAUAUCCUGGACUACCCUCAGCCCACAUUGCCUAACGUGAUUCGUUUAGGAGGAACGGCUAUUUGUAAGGCCAAAGAACUCAAAGAGCCGUAUAAAUCUUUCGUUGAGUCCUCAGACCAAGACAUAGUUGUGGUGUCCUUUGGCAGUUAUGUCCUAAAUAUCCCAGAGGAAAUUUCUACCAAGAUGAUGAACGCUUUCUUACGUCUCAAACUCAAGAUUGUGUGGAGAGUAAACGUGACGUCUGCUGAUCCCCAACAAGUGAUGACGUCAUUGUGGAUCCCUCAGAACGACUUGCUGGGUCACGCCAAGGUCAAAGUGUUUGUGAGCCAUUGCGGGAAGAACGGCCAAUAUGAGUCACUGUAUCACGCCGUCCCCAUGCUGUGUCUGCCUCUGUUUACCGACCAACCUUACAAUGCCGAGAGAGCCAGGUACAGAGGCUUUGGCUUGACAGCUGAUGUCAAAACCAUCUCGGAAGACGAUCUACUUGCGCUAAUCAACGAACUGUUGGACAACGCAACCUACUCCAAAAACAUCCAGAGGGCGUCCCAAAUUUUCAAAGACAUUUACGGACUUCCCGUGGAACGGGCAGCUUUCUGGUUGGAUCAUGUGAUCAAAUAUGGCGGCAGUCACAUGCGCUAUGCAGGGCAGGACAUGCCAGGCUAUCAGUUUUACGAUCUGGAUGUUUUGGGAGUUUUGAUUUUGAGCGCUGUAUUUUUUAUUUCAUUUUGUGGCUGGUUCCUAUAUUGUUGCCUCCAGGUUCUAGUGCGACGACUGACAGGGAAUCGGGAAAACCCAAAACUAGAAUGACUGCAGUACAGGAAACAAGGAAACCGAAGCGUUGGAUUUGAUUUUGUUUGGGGUUUUUGUGUCGAUUUUAUGUGGAUUUUUUGUGCCCUACAAAGACACAGAUCGGUCAUUUUUUUAUUUUUCAUAGUGAAAUUGAGAGACUUUAUUUUUUUGCCAGACCAGACCCUCUUCCGACGGACGGAUAAAAGAAGGAAGCUGAACAAAUGGCACUGCAGUAAAUACAUAGAUACUAUGCCUGUCAAAUUUCAAGAUUGUAAAUCAUGUGAGAAUGGCAGCUGUCUCGGGGUUGAUUGGCGCAAGGACAAAACGAUUUCUUACCUUUGUCUUCUUCAACAGCCAUCCAAAUCGAAAUUAAACCAUAUCAUUUCGA